This is a messenger RNA of Scatophagus argus, 1782 nucleotides long. RefSeq names its product caveolae associated protein 4b (gene cavin4b). Gene Ontology annotation, biological process: regulation of gene expression. The record is from RefSeq and is a predicted model, not a curated record. Bases 322 to 1257 code for a protein of 311 amino acids. Gene Ontology annotation, cellular component: cytoplasm; caveola. NCBI's taxonomy places the organism in Eukaryota, Metazoa, Chordata, Actinopteri, Scatophagidae. The transcript is spliced from 2 exons.
AUCCGGUACUCCUGUCCUCCUUUCUCCUUCUCCUUUCAGAGGAGGUUUCUCGCCCUCCUCCUCUUCUUUCUUUGGAUACUCCAACGCCUCAACCCUCAUCCUUGUCUCUUUUGUUGCUUUGAUCGUUUCUUCAAAAUUCCAAGUUUUUUUGUACCAACAGAUCUUGCAGGAGCUCAUUCUCUUCUUAGUCCACCCUUCUCUUCCUCAUUCCUACUUCCCUUUUACAUUUGGAUCGCUGGGUUCUAAAAGUCAACUGACCAAGAAGGAAGGCAACUAACAGACAAUUCAACAGCAGGUGAAAAAGUAAAGCAAUAAGCAGUUAUGACAGACAAACCAGGCAUGCCGACGGGUGGCGGCGAUGAUGCAGGAAGCAUCAUGGCAUUGCUGGAGCGCGUGGCGGGCCUCAUGGACAGUGUCCAGACCACGCAGCAGCGCAUGGAGGAGCGUCAGCUGGAGCUGGAAAACACGGUGAAGACCAUCCAGGGCGAUAUUGUUAAGUUGACCAACGACCACGCCAACACCAGUUCCACUGUCGACCGUCUGCUGGAGAAGACACGCAAGGUCAGCCGCCACAUCAAGGACGUCAGGGUGCGUGUGGAGAACCAGAACAUCAGGGUGAAGAAGGUGGAGGCCACUCAGGGCGACCUCCUGGCUAAGAACAAGUUCAGGGUGGUCAUUUAUCAGGGUGACCAGGAAGUGAAGGCCAUCACACCCGGCAAUGAGCCAGCAGAACCCAGCGGCAGCACCAGUGCUAGAGCUGAGGUGGAACCGGACAAAUUUGAGCUUCCUCCAGAGUCGGACGAGGAGUACAUGGUGGUGGAGGAGGCAGACUCCUCAGCAGCCACCCGCAUGAAGAAGACCGGCCUGACGCGUAUUGAGAGCUUCAAAGCCACCUUCUCCAAGGAGAACAUGAGCAAGACCCGCGACAACCUGGGUACCAAGGUCAACAAGCUGGGUGAGCGCAUUGUGACAGCUGAGAGGCGUGAGAAGAUCCGCCAGUCCGGCGAGAGGCUGAAGCAGUCGGGCGAGAGGCUGAAAGAGACCAUCACCAAGAGCGUCCCGGCCAAGCUCAACCUGAAAAAGGAGAGGACUGUGGCGGAGGGCCAGGAAGGAGCCGAGGGCUCCGCGGAGGGAGCAGUUCCAGUACCUCCUCCCAAAGGCCGCAAGGGCAGUCCAGACGCCGCCAAGGCAGGUGCUGAUGAGGGCAAGGCAGAGGAGUCUGAGGUGCCAAUGUAUGACAUGAAACAGCUAUCGUAGACGGCGACAAGAUCUGGGCCGUUUUGUUUUGGACCACUGAGACCACACACAGCAAGCAAAAGAAGUUUUUAAGGUCACUGCUACCGAGCAGAACUGGAAGAGUGCAAAUAAUGAAGAUGGACAUUUGUUUGACCGUUAAUGAAGGAAGUGAGCAGAGGACAGUCAGAUCCAGUCUGACCAUCAAGACACCAACCAGAUGGAUUCCUGAUCGCUGAGGUUAUUUCAUACGCAGUUACGUGUGUUCUGGACAUUCAUUACCAAACAAGCUAAAAUAUUUAAGAUUUUUGUUCUGCAUUCAAUAAACACUGAUUUUGGGAAAAUAAAUGAGCAAAAUGUUCAGAACUUCUCUGCAAAACAUUUCCCACCAUCACGCCACUGCUGUUCACUUGUUUUUGCAUGUCGAUGAGAUUGAAAUGUUGGAUGAUGUAACGGGGUGACGGUAUGUUUGAUUCUGUAAAAUGCUGAAGAGAGAUAAAGAGUUUUGCACUCAUUACAGCUGAAAUAAUUAAAUUGUUAAAAACUGUG